AUGGGGGGCUUUGGGUGUAAGCCCAGGGAGGGUUCUGGCACAAGUGCCAACACAUCGUGCCUCCCCACCACAACUCACCCCUCACCCAUUGCCCCUCCCUCGCCCCUGCCCCCUGGCCCGUCACGUGGGCACACCUCUCACCUCGCUCCCCACCUCUCACCCUCGCUCCCCACCUCUCACCUCGCUCCCCACCUCUCACCUCGCUCCCCACCUCUCACCUCGCUCCCCACCUCUCACCUCGCUCCCCACCUCUCACCUCGCUCCCACCUCUCACCUCGCUCCCCACCUCUCACCUCGCUCCCCACCUCUCACCUCGCUCCCACCUCUCACCUCGCUCCCCACCUCUCACCUCGCUCCCCACCUCUCACCUCGCUCCCCACCUCUCACCUCGCUCCCCACCUCUCACCUCGCUCCCCACCUCUCACCUCGCUCCCCACCUCUCACCUCGCUCCCCACCUCUCACCUCGCUCCCCACCUCUCACCUCGCUCCCCACCUCUCACCUCGCUCCCCACCUCUCACCUCGCUCCCCACCUCUCACCUCGCUCCCCACCUCUCACCUCGCUCCCCACCUCUCACCUCGCUCCCCACCUCUCACCUCGCUCCCCACCUCUCACCUCGCUCCCCACCUCUCACCUCGCUCCCCACCUCUCACCUCGCUCCCCACCUCUCACCUCGCUCCCCACCUCUCACCUCGCUCCCCACCUCUCACCUCGCUCCCCACCUCUCACCUCGCUCCCCACCUCUCACCUCGCUCCCCACCUCUCACCUCGCUCCCCACCUCUCACCUCGCUCCCCACCUCUCACCUCGCUCCCCACCUCUCACCUCGCUCCCCACCUCUCACCUCGCUCCCCACCUCUCACCUCGCUCCCCACCUCUCACCUCGCUCCCCACCUCUCACCUCGCUCCCCACCUCUCACCCUCGCUCCCCACCUCGCUCCCCACCUCUCACCUCGCUCCCCAACCUCUCACCUCGCUCCCCACCUCUCACCUCGCUCCCCCACCUCUCACCUCGCUCCCCACCUCUCACUGA
Closterium sp. NIES-65 is the source of this 1032-nucleotide messenger RNA. The record is from the annotation of a GenBank genome assembly. NCBI's taxonomy places the organism in Eukaryota, Viridiplantae, Streptophyta, Zygnematophyceae, Desmidiales, Closteriaceae.